Molecule: messenger RNA, 2596 nt
Organism: Musa acuminata AAA Group (dessert banana)
Lineage: Eukaryota; Viridiplantae; Streptophyta; Magnoliopsida; Zingiberales; Musaceae
Product: probable protein phosphatase 2C 23
Exons: 4
Coding region: 177-2252 (691 amino acids)
Biological process (GO): protein dephosphorylation
Molecular function (GO): protein serine/threonine phosphatase activity
Source: RefSeq, a predicted model, not a curated record
CUCGAAGGUCAACGCCCCCUCCUUCCACCUAUUUUCUCUCUGUUUCCUUUCCUUUCUCCUUUCCCCACUCCUUCCACUUAUCUUUCCCUUUGCCAUUAGGGCUUCCAUUCUCUCUCCUUUACUUCACGUAGAAAAGGACUCACCUUUGUCUAUCUCCAGCUUCGGCUUCGCCUUCGAUGGGCAACGGGCUCGCGGGGCUCGCCCACUGCUACUCCGGUGGCGGACGCCGCCAUGGCUCAGCCGCUGUGUCUUGGGACCCGUGCGACGAGGGGCUAGGCCACUCCUUCUGCUACCUCAGGCCUGACGCUGCCUGCGGCGUCUCCGGUCGCCCCUCCGCCACCGCCGUCGCCAAGGUCCACAACUUGGAGGAGACCACCACCUUUCGGUCCAUCUCCGGGGCCGCGGUGAGCGCCAACGCCUCCACCCCGCUGUCGACGUCCCUCCUCGACUUCGCCGGCCCUACCGCGGCUUCCGCCUUCGAGAGCUCCACCUCUUUCUCCUCUGUCGCACUCCAGCCUGUCCCGCGCUUCUCCGGGCCGCUCUCUGGCCCGCUUGCCGCCGCCGACCGGGGGUUCAUGUCGGGCCCCAUCGAGAGGGGUUUCAUGUCCGGGCCGAUCGAGAACCAAUCCGCUCUCUUCUCUGCCCCCUUCGAGAAGGCCCCGUUCUUCUCCGACCAACUCCGGCGCAGCCUCUCGCGCCGCCUCCCGAAAUCCGGCCGGGCCGCCGCGCGCUCUAUCUUUCGUGGGCUUACCAAGGCCAUCGCGAGGACCAUGUCCACCACCGCCUACGGCCACGGAUCCAUCGUCGCGCCCGUAAAGGGGUCGAAAUAUUCCCACUCGGCCGGCGGCGGAAUAACGAAUCCGCGCGGGUGCAGCGGUCGUAGCAUUGUGGAGGCGACACAGUGGUCGGAUUCGCUCGACUCCUUAAGCGGCAGUCUCCAUUGGGCGCAGGGGAAAGCCGGGGAGGACCGCGUCCAAGUCGUCGUCUCGGAGGACCAUGGUUGGGUCUUCGUCGGCAUCUACGACGGCUUCAAUGGCCCCGACGCCACAGAUUACCUCCUUUCCAAUCUCUACUCGGCUGUACAGCGAGAGCUCAAAGGACUUCUUUGGGACGACAAAGAUGACACCUUUUGCCAUGAGGCUUUUGAUGAUUCGGUCGCUCUUGCGGCCGCCGACGAAUUUAAUCCCACUGUUGCAGCGAAUUGGACAUCAAACACUCGCUGCUGUAAAGAAGGCAGACAUCACAGGAGGAAGCUAAGAGGUGCUGCCAAGAAGUGGGAGGAGAAACACCGGAGACAGAGGUGCGAGUUUGAGAAGGAAAGGUUGGAGUUUGACAGGAGGUUGAAGGAGCAACUAAGCAGGGCGAGUCCCGAUCACGCUGUGAACCACUCACAAGUGUUGAAAGCUCUCUCUCGAUCUCUCAGGAACACAGAAGACUCCUUUUUGGACAUUGCAGACAAGAUUGGUUCCGAGAAUCCUGAGCUUGCGCUCAUGGGUUCGUGCGUCUUGGUGAUGCUAAUGAAGGGGGAAGAUGUAUAUCUGAUGAGUGUGGGUGAUAGCCGUGCAAUUCUGGCACGGAAGGAAGAACGUGAUUUGUGGACCUCGAUAGGUAAGGCUAGGCAGGAUCUUGAAAGAAUUAAUGAAGAAACACUCUUUGAUCUUGAAGGUCUCAGUGAUGGCCAUCCAUCCAAUGAACUGUCAAAUUUAUCAGCCUUGCAGCUGACUUCUGAUCAUAGCACUUCAAUUGAAGAGGAAGUUCGAAGAAUUAGGAAUGAGCACCCCGAUGAUGCUUCUGCCAUUUCAAAUGAUCGCGUUAAGGGCUCACUGAAGGUCACAAGAGCUUUUGGUGCUGGCUUCCUGAAACAACCCAAAUGGAACAAUGCUCUUCUAGAGAUGUUCAGAAUCGAUUACGUUGGGACCUCACCAUACAUCACAUGCAACCCAUCUCUGUAUCACCACAAGCUCGGCCCAAAAGAUAGAUUUCUGAUACUAUCAUCUGAUGGGCUCUACCAAUACUUCACUAACGAAGAAGCAGUUGCUCAAGUUGAAAUGUUCAUCGCAGCAACACCUGAAGGUGAUCCUGCUCAACAUCUUGCGGAAGAAGUACUCAUCCGUGCAGCUAAGCGUGCCGGUAUGGAUUUCCAUGAUCUGCUUGAGAUCCCACAAGGUGACAGACGACGAUAUCAUGAUGAUAUCUCCAUCAUCAUCAUAUCUUUAGAAGGACGAAUAUGGAGAUCUUGUACGCAAACAUGAGUACAAAGUAUAAACAAGUCUUAGAGAUCCACCAAAAACAGCUCUCAGGUUGUGCUCAUGCCAUUCCAGUUGAGAUUUUGAGGAGACUCAAUGCCAUGUAUAGUCAAGUAUUAGGUGCUGUGAAGUUACGAAAGCUGCUUUGAGCAGAUCCAGACAACUAUAGUGAGAACACUUCAUCUGUAUGGUUGUCAACAAGAGUAAUUAUUUCAAAUAAUUAGUGUGACCAAUUGGUCCAUGUAAUUCUUUUAAGAUGUUGUCUAAUUUUCAUGUUUUUGCUUCGAUAUUACUCACUUACAUUGAUGAAAUUAUUGUUAUCAUUUAUUUAAAAUCUUGUCCAUGUAAUA